Rotaria sordida is the source of this 408-nucleotide messenger RNA. The record is from the annotation of a GenBank genome assembly. Lineage: Eukaryota; Metazoa; Rotifera; Eurotatoria; Philodinida; Philodinidae.
AUGUGGGUACCAUUGUAUCCUCCUGUUGUUACAGUACCACAACAACCACCUUCUUACAAUUUAGCCUGUUCGACUAAUAAUAAACCACCACAAGUACCAUAUCAAAAUAUUGCAGUCUACCCAACAACUUCUAUAGUAUCAUUUCAACCUUAUCCAUAUAUUAUUGCAAAUCCACCAGUUGAUGUCGUAUCACAAGAAAGAUCAAAAACUACUCCAAUGCAAACUACUACUGCUCUUCAAGCUCAAUCUCAACGUACAUCUCGUCAUUAUCAAGUUCGAGAGAAAAUUUUUUCACUUGGCGAUAAUUUCAAAAUCAACGAUGACUUAGGCAAUCAUGUAUUCACUGUUCGAUCAAAAUUCUUGUCCAUUGGUGAUCAUUUAAUAUUAGAAGAUCCAUCAGGAUUGUAA